Molecule: messenger RNA, 2949 nt
Organism: Chanos chanos (milkfish)
Lineage: Eukaryota; Metazoa; Chordata; Actinopteri; Gonorynchiformes; Chanidae
Gene: ano1b
Product: anoctamin 1, calcium activated chloride channel b
Exons: 26
Coding region: 1-2949 (982 amino acids)
Biological process (GO): chloride transmembrane transport
Cellular component (GO): plasma membrane
Molecular function (GO): protein dimerization activity; intracellularly calcium-gated chloride channel activity
Source: RefSeq, a predicted model, not a curated record
AUGAUGAAAAAUGAGAGGUACAGCCCGGUUCCAAACAAAGAGAAGGAGGUGGACAUUAUUGAUAUCAAAGGCAUCGAAGACAUUGGAUACGACCACCAGGAUUCCAUUCUCCUGAACUCCCUGAAUCCCGAGGAGAACACUCGAUGUCGGCACGGGCUGUAUUUCCAGGACGGCCAGAGAAGGGUGGACUACAUCCUCACCUACCACAUUAAAAAGCCCAGCAGCUCCCGUCGUCACUCCUCCCGUCUGACCGACAAUGCCCUCACCCGAAGUCUGCGAAGAGCCCGAGCUCCACCGCCGCCGCCACCCCCUCCGCCUCCGCCGGCCAAGAAUGACCCCGAGGCCGCGUCACCGGACCACCACAACAUGGAUUACCACGAGGACGAUAAACGUUUCCGUCGCGAGGAGUUUGAAGGCAACCUGAGGGAGAUGGGUUUGGAGCUGGAGAAAGAUGAGGACACCAAAACUCCCGGUGUUGGGUUUGUGAAGAUCCACGCUCCAUGGAACGUGCUCUGUCGGGAAGCUGAAUUCAUGAAGCUCAAAAUGCCCACCAAAAAAGUGUAUGAGGUCAAGCAGAGUGGUAACGUUGUGGAAAAGAUUAACACGUUCAUCCACAAAGUGACGGACCCACUUCACCCAAACGUGGAAGAGAACAGAAUACACAACGUCAAGCACCUCUCAUAUCCUUUCUCCAGAGAGAAACAGCACCUAUUUGACUUGUCAGACAGAGACUCCUUUUUCGAUAGCAAAACAAGAAGUUCGAUAGUUUUUGAAGUACUGAAACGCACAAAAUGCACUAAAGCUAAGUAUAGCAUGGGAAUAACCAGUCUGCUGGGGAGUGGAGUUUACAUGGCUGCUUACCCUUUACAUGAUGGAGAUAUAGACGGUGAAAACGUAGAGCCUAACGACAGGAAGCUUUUGUAUGAAGAAUGGGCAAGUUACAGUGUCUUCUACAAAUAUCAGCCCAUUGGCCUGAUAAGGAAGUACUUUGGGGAGAAGAUUGGGCUAUAUUUUGCCUGGCUGGGUGUGUAUACCCAAAUGCUGAUUCCUGCCUCUCUAGUGGGUGUCAUCGUGUUCCUUUAUGGCUGUGUUACUGUUGAUGAUGAUAUUCCCAGUAUGGAGAUCUGUGACACCAGAAAAAACAUUACCAUGUGUCCGCUGUGUGACCGAGCCUGCAGCUACUGGAAUCUGAGCACAGCCUGUGGCACUGCUAGAGCCAGCCACUUGUUUGACAACCCGGCCACUGUCUUCUUCUCCAUAUUCAUGGCCCUUUGGGCUGCCUUUUUCAUGGAGCAUUGGAAGAGAAGACAGAUGCGUCUUAAUUAUGAAUGGGACCUGACAGGUUUUGAAGAGGAGGAGGAAGCGCAGAAGGACCACCCAAGAGCAGAAUACGAGUUCCGAGUUAUGCAGAAGUCAAUGAAAAAGGAGCACAAGUCCCAAAAGAAGCCAUCAGAGAUAGGAGAGGAACCCACAAACAAAUGGAAGCAAACUGUUCAAACUGCGCUCGCCGGGCUAAAACUGACAGAGAAAGAGAAGCUGACUUGUAAGGACAGAUUCCCUGCAUAUAUGACAAACAUAGUCCUGAUGCUCUUAAUGAUUGGUGUGACAUUCGCCAUUGUCUUUGGAGUCAUCUUGUACCGAAUAUCCACCAAAGCCGCCCUGCACAUGAGCUCCAACCCCACCACCCGAUCCAACGUCCGUCUGACGGUUAAAGCCACGGCUGCCAUCAUAAACCUGGUGGUCAUCCUCAUUCUGGACGAGGUGUAUGGAGCGGUUGCCCGUUGGCUCACUGUCCUCGAGGUUCCAAAAACAGACAAGAGUUUUGAGGAGAGAUUGAUUUUCAAGACCUUUAUCCUCAAGUUUGUGAAUGCCUUUACUCCCAUUAUUUACAUUGCCUUUUUCCGUGGCAGGCUUGUUGGGCGCCCAGGAAGUUAUCUGUAUGUUUUUGAGUCCUACCGCAUGGAGGAGUGUGCCCAUGGGGGUUGUCUGAUGGAGUUGUGCAUUCAGCUCAGUAUAACCAUGCUGGGCAAGCAGCUAAUCCAGAACAACCUCUUUGAGAUAGGCAUCCCCAAGCUGAAGAAACUGAUAAGGUACAUCAAGUCAAAGAGGGCCUCUUUUCAGGAGGAGGAGUGUGACAAGAAGCUGCAACGCUAUGAGACAGACUACUUCCUGGAGCCCUUUGCGGGCCUCACACCCGAAUAUAUGGAGAUGAUUAUCCAGUUUGGGUUUGUGACCCUAUUUGUGGCCUCUUUCCCACUGGCUCCAUUGUUUGCCCUCCUCAACAACAUCAUUGAGAUCCGUCUAGAUGCCAAGAAGUUUGUGGCAGAGCUGAGAAGGCCGGUGGCAGCCAGAGCUAAAGACAUUGGUAUCUGGUACAAUAUUCUCAGAGGCGUGGCAAAAGUUGCAGUCAUUGUGAAUGCGUUUGUCAUUUCCUUCACCUCAGACUUCAUUCCACGGCUGGUCUACCAGUACAUGUACAGCCCUGACGGCUCCAUGCAUGGCUUUGUCAACCACACACUGUCCUACUUUAAUGUCAGCCACUUCCAGAAUGGUACAGCCCCCGUGGAUCCGAUCUAUUUAGGCUAUGAGGUGGAAAUCUGCAGGUACAAAGACUACAGAGAGCCUCCAUGGUCCCCAACACCAUAUGAGAUCUCCAAAGAGUUCUGGGCUGUGCUGGCAGCCAGACUAGCCUUUGUCAUUGUCUUUCAGAAUGUGGUGAUGUUAAUGAGCGACAUCGUGGACUGGUUGAUCCCGGACAUCCCCAAAGACAUCAGCGUACAGAUCCAUAAAGAGAAGAUCCUGAUGGUGGACCUUUUCAUGAAAGAGGAGCAAGGCAAAAUGCAGGUCCUGGAUAACAUGACCCCUAGUGGAGGAAAGGAGCACAGCAACUGCCACAGUCCCUUAACCCGCUCGCGCUCUGUCUCACACACACACACCAACAACUACUAG